CGUCGAGCAGUGCGGCGCUUGUGAGUCGGUGCGACCUACGCGCGCACCUGUAGCGCGUCCCCGGGCGCGCCUGAACGCUGCUACCCAUUGCUGCUGCGAGGCACAGCGAAAGAGCGCGUUUCCGUAACCCACGGACCCGCCCACACAGAGCAGCACAGAGCCAGAGCUUGCCCUUCUCGCGCGGCGCGAGACGCCGCGAGACGCCGCGAUUCACGCCGAGAUGGCACCCGCCAGCACCGACGCGGCCCCGCGCGGCCGCCCGCUCACGUUGAUACGAUGCGGCGACGCGACGGACGAUUACGCGUUCGUGCUCGACGAGGCGUGUUUGGACGAGGUGCUGAAGAAGGUACCGUCAGGGAGGAAGGUCGCCGUCGUCUCGGUGGUCGGCGCGUUCCGGACGGGCAAGUCCUUCCUACUCACGCUCGUACUAAGAUAUCUCCGGGAGAAGGGCGGCCGAGACUGGCUUGAGAAAGGUGGUACCUUGUCAGAAGGCAACGCGAACGAAGGCGUGAAUUCCCAGAAGGACGCGUUCGAGUGGCGCGGAGGGAGGAACCGCAUGACGACGGGCAUCACUGUUUGGUCGGAGCCCUUCGAGGUCACCAGCAACAAGGGUGAAUUGUUAUCGGUGAUCAUCCUGGACACCCAAGGUUUAUUUGAUAACGAGACGCCGAUGGGCCUCACGUCGUGCAUCUUCGGCUUAUCUACACUCAUGUCCUCAUUUCAAGUGUACAACGUGGCCAAUCGCAUCCAGGAGGACAACCUGCAGCAGCUAGCUUUGUUCACGGAGUACGGGCGCAUGGCUCUGGAUGCGCAGCGCCAAGCUAGAAAAGAAGCUUCGUCCAUUAAGAAGGACCACGCCCUGCAGAGGAAUGAGGAGCGUAGACAGGAAUUGAGAGAAAAGGUCAAGGCAGCCCGCGCGUGUGACGGUUCAUUGGACAAGGUCAAACAACUCGAGGCGGAAUUAGCCAAGGAGAGCGUCGUCGAAGACGACGCCUUCGAGGAGCCGCCGCCGCCCUUUCAGCGGCUGGAGUUUCUCGUCAGGGACUGGACGGAGUUCGAGGACUCACUAAGUGACACAGACAUGGAGCAACAGAUGAAGACCUAUUUAGAUGAGGUCAUGGCUGCUAGGCACGCGAACGACCUCCAGUUCACGAGAGAACAGAUCACGCAGUGCUUCGUGAGUAUUGGGUGCCGGUUGCUGCCGCAUCCCGGCUUUGCUGUUACUUCGAAAAAAUACGAUGGUUCUACGGCUGCGAUAGAACCGUUGUUCAAAAGAUGCGUGGACCGGUUCAUGCGAAGCGUUUUUUCGGAUUUGGAGCCGAAAUCCAUCAACGGUUCUGAGUUAACAGCAUUGGAAUUGGGCAACUACGUCCGAGCGUAUGCGGCCAUGUUCUCGGGCGGCGCUAAUAGGUUCCCGCAAGCGCGGACCAUGCUCGAGGCCACGGCCGAGGCGAACAAUAGGAACGCUAGAGCGAAGGCUCUGGAAGCGUAUUGCGCCGAUUUAGAUUCGAAGUGCGGCGCGGGGCCCGGUGUGUCGUAUUUAGAACCUAGGGAGUUCCGCACGGUCGAGAAGCGCGCUCGUUCCGAUGCGUUGUGUGCCUUUGAUGCGAUGGCCACCAUGGGCCGGAAGGCGUCGAUCCUCGAGACGCGGGCGUCUUUAGACUUGGAACUAAGCAAAGCGAGGGACCGGUUCCGCCUCAUGAACGACGCGCGGAAUCCCUUCCGCAACGUCGAGUUCUACGUCCUGCCGAUGCUUGUGGCAGCAGGGUCGUUCGUGGCCAGGCGGGUCACGGACUUCCUCUGCCCGAACGACGAAACUUUAUUGGCGCGGACCUGCGAUAGGGCCGAGGACGCCUUCGACCACUUGUAUGGCGGCGUCGUCUUCUUGAUGCUGCUCUUCGCGGCGCAGCGGCUCGUGGCGAUGAAGAAGUACCUCAAGGUCGUCGGCGCGGGGCUACUUGAUGGCGGGGUGAAGCGCGACUAAUCUUCUUGUGUGGCACUUUGUCCUUUUGGCG
This is a messenger RNA of Pelagomonas calceolata, 2015 nucleotides long. Lineage: Eukaryota; Pelagophyceae; Pelagomonadales; Pelagomonadaceae. The record is from the annotation of a GenBank genome assembly.